AUGUGUAAAGAUGAAGAUAAAAUUUCUAAAGCAUGCUAUUGGCCUAAUGAGAUAUACGAGCCAUGUUUCGGUGGCUGUGCGGAGAUUUCUUGUGAUAAUCCUCGUAAUCACCUCCGACCCUGCUACCCUUACUGCGAGCCUGGCUGCGUGUGCGAGGAGCCUUACGUUCGCGACGACCGCACGCAUCAAUGCGUUCUACCUCAAGAUUGCUCGCCAACUCAAAUGGGUAUUCCAGUUCCAAACAGGAGAUCCGGGAUUUCGAAGAACGUGUUGAAAUCUUCUAAUAGACACCGAGGUCACGUUAAACGGGAAGAAGACAUCGAAUUAAAUGAUAAUAAUGCACCUUAUCACGCAGACGAGAUGCAACGAGAGGAAGUUUCCAGAAUGGGAAAUUAUUUUAACAUUGUCAUCGCGCCACCACCCAUCAAAGCAAUUCGACCGAGAAAAACAUAUAAUGAAGUUAAAGAAAUACCUGUAAAAACUGCU
Brenthis ino (lesser marbled fritillary) is the source of this 486-nucleotide messenger RNA. Lineage: Eukaryota; Metazoa; Arthropoda; Insecta; Lepidoptera; Nymphalidae. The record is from the annotation of a GenBank genome assembly.